Molecule: messenger RNA, 5136 nt
Organism: Seminavis robusta
Lineage: Eukaryota; Bacillariophyta; Bacillariophyceae; Naviculales; Naviculaceae
Source: the annotation of a GenBank genome assembly
AUGAUCAACCUCUUCGGCUCAGCAGCCAAGAGUGUUCACACAUGGGCAAGUAGAUCUCGAAGACCCUCAACAUCAUCGGCACCAGCCGAACAACCACAAACUCAACCUCCUCUGCCACCCCUUCCACCGCGGCGCCGCACGGCCUCGCCGGUCAUUGUAGAGGACGCAUCCGACGAUGGAUCGUCCCUCAAUGGAAAUCUCCCGUCAUUGGUCACAAGAGCGGUGUACUACAGCAGUAGUGAUGCUUCGGAUGAGGACACUCCCAGUGCUCCACACUCCGCCACUGACCCACUACAGCAAGUGACACCACCACGACGGGUAACCCAAUCGCCAAUCUUUCGAACCACAGACCCCGAACACCUGCCGGGAUUUCGACCACCCACACCCCUGUCACAUCUCAGCUCUGGCAUACCGUCAGCCAUCCGCACGCAAGUUAAUAAUGUGAUGGCGACGCUAGACAACCACGGCGCCUCCCAAGCGUCCACGCGUGGCUCUACCCCGCUCAUCGCUGAGUGGCAAAGCCACCAAUCCACCAACUCGUCCCUUAGCGACUCAUUUCAAACCGGUGUGGAAGGCUCAUCCACGGGACCCUCUAUUUUCUUCUCCAAGGCGACUACCUCUUCGCGAGCCCCCACUCGCACGAAAUUCGGCGAUGGCUUUGACAGCAUCCCCGUCAUCCCAGACCAUGCCUUCGCUCUCGCCCAUGGCCCCAUUGUCAUUCUUCGCGGAAUCCCACCCUGUGGAUACAGCAGUCAGUUCCUUACUACCAUUGUUGACACUCGAGAGCUUUAUGGGGGGGUAAAUCGCACUACAAAUCCCGUCGACUGCAACAAUGACGCCUAUUUACAGCGUCUCAAGAGCAAGAAACUCCUGGUUCGCCAAGCCUCUACCGGUCACAUUAUACAGGUAUUUCCCCUUCGCAUCCUUGGUCACGACACGACAGACCAAUGCCACACUUGGCAACUAACGUCCAGGUGGCACCCAUACCUUCGAGGGUACUUCGAUCGCCAAGACAGAAGCAUGGCCUCAUCUGGAAAGGCCUACUAUGUUGUGGAUGGAUGGUAUGAUGGAUUGCCGUGCCAGCGAAUAGUCCAAUCCUUCGCUGAAGGAUGGGCAAUGCAGGCAGACGUGCUCAACAACGGUGUUAGCGAUGCACCAACCGGUUUUAAGGAGCUCAACCCGGCCAAAGAGUACCUGCGAAUGAUCCAAGCAGAACGGCCAGUGGACCCUCGCAACCGCAUACCAACCAAAUGGGUGAUCGACGCCAGCAUACUCGGGGUCGAAGAUCCCCACUACGCCUGCGCUGAGCAUUUUGGACACUCUCCUGCACAGAGAUCCUAUGGGUCCGCCGGAAUAGAUGUACCAGUGCCAACACCGUUAACUCAGCGGUCUGCCCCGUCAGCACCUAGAGAACCUGCGACCAAUCCAACGGCACCUUCAACUCCAGUUCGCAGCGGCUCCAGACAACCUCGCGCGGCUCCUCAAUUUGUUGAAGUGACAACUGAGGAUGGACAACGCUUCUCAAUUCCGGCAUCCUCCAUCAACAGGAGUGUCGGCACCUUCACGCGAUCGCGAGACAACGCCUCCGUGACCAGCUUAGACAGCUUGUGGCUCAGCCACAUCGAGUCGCAACACCACCUCAAAGAUGCUCUUGGUGCCAUUGUUCAGGGCAACCGGUUUACUCACGAUGAUCAGCUGAGAGCAGGCACUGAUCUACCCAGUCUCCCAGCAGCACCCACCUCAACACUGCUCUACCAAUGGAAAUGUGGAGUUGAGAAUGCUCUCACCGGCGAUCACUGGGAAGCUGAAGACCAGGAAAUUUGGGAAUAUUCCACCACAACCGAAGGCAACAAGGAUAUCUCGAAGGUGAUGGCUCGUCUUCUAGUGAAAGCCACAAAACAAAACCGCACCAUCACGGAUCUCCUCCAACGAGAGACCAGCCUGAAACGUCGUGGUCCGGAGCUCCUCCAGGCAAUCCUCGAUACCUUCCUUCCAGUCACCAGCGAUCGUGUGGAUGACCGAUUCGCCGAUGUGAGCACGCUCGUCCAAGAGCAGCGAGAGUUCUGUGUGUCGUUUCUCCUACGAUUGCGAUUCUUCACUCGCCAAUACGGUGCCGCCAGUGGACACAUGCUGUCAGAUUCAGUCCUACGUGGUUGGUUUAUCGCUGGCACAGUGCGCCAUGGACCUUAUCGCGGUACCUUGCAUCGCACAUACGCUCGGCUGAUUCGUCCUGGUGGGAAACUGAACGGCACGCCAACCCUCCAGUGCACUCUUGACAGCCUGGCUGAAUACUUCGAUGGGAUCCUCACAGGAGCUGAAAACAGCAAAUACUAUUGCGACAGCAAGCUUCUCGCUGGAGAACAACCCAUUCGGGCCUACGCAGCCCGUGGCAAGGCUCACAAGACGUCCAGUGACUCACCAAGUGAGUCAAGGGGGGUAGCCUUUCAAACUUCUUCUUCGCUUGACACGUCGGAUCCCAUGGCUGUGGUCGAUGCCCUCCGACCCUUCGAGGACAUCCACGUCACCAAGGAACAAGCCCAGAACGUCAUGUACCACUUUGCCUGUCCUUGGUGUGUCAUUGCUCGCAACAAGAACGCUGACAGACACCACAUGUCUACCUGCGAGCACUGCAUUCCAGGAUACAACAUCGAGUUCGACGGUGCUGCAUACAAGGAAGGAAAAGCAAACCGACGAAAACCCACACGCAACAACAAUAAUUCGGGCACAGCCCGCGCUGCUAGUCGAGGCUCUCGCAGAACCUUCGCUCCUUCGGACAGCGAAGAGGACGAUAGCGAUGACGGCAGUGGAUGUGAGUCUCCUACUACUGAUGGCGCGUUAUUAACUACUGUAGCACCACCCAACUCACCAUCUCCUGUCGUCUCUCCUCUUAGGAAAGCAAUGGCUCCGAUGGCCAGACUAGCAACCAUCCCAGAGGAACCAGAAACUGAUGGAGACGGUGACGGCUCGGUCGCAACAACAGAUAGUUAUACGUUAAACGGUAGUAGUAAUAGUAACAACCAACACCACAACACCAACAUUUCGUACAGCUGCAUGUACACCCAAAAAGGGCCACGGCUCAACGCCACAGCAGCUUACUUGGCGAUGAAACCCCUUCCUCAACAAUACGUGGCUGGACGUGCACAUAUGACUGCCUCCCGACAGCAGAACACUCUCGCAUGCGUGGACUCUGGAGCUACAGGCGAUAUGACACCGCAUCUGGAGGACUUCGUCGCCUACAGUCCACUGGAAGGACACUUCAUACGCGUCGCAAACGGAUCGCCAAUUCCCAUUCUAGGCUACGGCACAGUCCAACUUCAGAUCGACAACAAAGUAAUCAAAGAACAGAAUUGGUGGCACGUACCAGACUUAUCUACUCGAUUACUGUCCGUUCGCAAACACCGGAGACGCGGACCAGGAUGCAGCUUCAUGGCCGAUCACGAUGACUGUAUUCUGAGCUUCCCAACAUUCACCAUCCGAAUCGACGACUCCGAAGAGUGCAACGUUCCUUGUGAGAGUGCGACUCAGUGUACCAACAUCCACUAUGACGACCAGACACACUAUGGGUACACCAAACGACUGGCAAAGUCUGGAACAGCACUGCGAGUGCACAGACACUUUGAGCCAGCCCCCACGCGUCAUCCACUGGAACCAAUAGACGAGGCUGAAAUGACGAAGCCCCAAAGUCGUGAUAUCCCAAUCGCAUACACACCAGAAAGCCACCUAGGUGAGCAGACGAGACGUUUCACUGGACAGGAACUGCACCUUCUGUUUGGGAACCGCAAACUGGGUGACUAUAAAGCUGUUACCGAAGUGUGUUCCCAUGGCAAGUACUGUAAUGCGAGCGAAGCAAUACCAUCAGUUGGGGAUUACGUGAACCUCCGACGAGGAAAACGCCGUAAGAAGGCACGAAUCCCUCCUCCAGGACGUACCUUACACGCAGAUCUAUGCUACGGUGAUGGCGUGUCGCCUGGGGGCUUCCGGUACGGCCUUGCAGUGGUAGAUGCUGGAACACGACAAAACUGGUUCUAUGGACUCCGGGACUUGGAGGCAAGCUCCAUCAUCGACGCGUUGUGGUGCCUAUUUAUCGAUAUGGGGGAGAAGAGCGCAAAUGUGAGACACUUCCACUGUGACUUCGAUCAACGGUUUGUCGGUGGCAACGUACGAAAGUUUCUCAGGAGACGUGGCAUCAAGAUCUCAGCCUCUCCACCACACCGCCAUUCCCAAAAUGGUCUCGUUGAAAACCACUGGAACACGGCUGUACGAAUGGCACGGGCAUAUCUACAGGAGGCAAACUUACCAAAAAGCUUCUGGUUCUGGGCCGUCCGUGAAGCCUUCUUCCGCAUGAAUCUCCUCCCGGUCAACAUCGGACCGAAAGACUCUAGCCAGAUCCUUACCACUCCCUUUGAGCUGUUUUAUGGACAACGACCAGACAUGAGAGUGCUGUUCAAGUUUGGCAGCGUCGGUUUCUUCUACCGACCUGUUGAUGGCAGCCGAUCACGUACCAAAUUCGAGGUACAAACCUUCCCAGGGAUAGCCCUCGGUCGCAGUGACACCACAAAUGGAAUGAUCUUUUGGUGUCCAGAAACCAAAAGGUUCUGCACCGCGGCUGAUUACUAUCUGGACGAAAGUCAACACGUCAGAUGUUUCUUCCCUGAACUGGUGAACAAUGGGGGGUUUGAGUUACGUCUGUGCGAGCACGGUCUCCAUGGGAAAGCCAUCCGGCACCCUCCAGGGAGCACUGUCACAUUCCGUUUGCCAGGACCAACUCUUCAGUCCCAACGCCCCUUAUACACCAGCGGAGAAGUCAUCUCCGUCCCUCUCAAACGCGGUGCACAGUUGUACACGGUCAAACUCCAGGACGACACCACUGUUUGCCUCGACGCCGCUGAGCUUUGGGAACCAGACGACGCUCUCGCCGGUCUUGAACUGAUCGACGAUCCAGACUCCAGCGAUCCCACCCGUCCAAUUCGGCCUGACUGGCUUGUGCAGCACUGCCACGUGCGUUUCCAUCACGAGGGGCAAAUGCUUCGUGGCUUCCUGGAACACACCGACAACUAUACUUGGACCAAUCCAGCCCCGACUAUAAGAUAUGGUUUGACUCCUAUCAAGAAGAAUACGACGGCAUCAGGAAACUGA